Messenger RNA from Eucalyptus grandis, 1611 nucleotides. RefSeq names its product auxin-responsive protein IAA16. Bases 350 to 1162 code for a protein of 270 amino acids. Gene Ontology annotation, biological process: regulation of DNA-templated transcription. The record is from RefSeq and is a predicted model, not a curated record. Lineage: Eukaryota; Viridiplantae; Streptophyta; Magnoliopsida; Myrtales; Myrtaceae. Gene Ontology annotation, molecular function: protein binding. Gene Ontology annotation, cellular component: nucleus. The transcript is spliced from 5 exons.
CACUGCGCCUCUCUCUCUCUCUCUCCUUCGGGGUCAUCGCGAGCAUCUACCAGACUUUUUUCUUUAGCUUUGCGACAUUAUUGCGCACACGCACUGCUCAUCCUCGUCCUCUUCCGCUAGCAAAAAACGGAGCAGAACAGGAGAAAACAAAGCGGCCCCCGUCAAAAACAAGAACCGAGGAGAGACAGGAGAGGCAGAGAGAAGUAGAGAGAGAAAGGUGGGAUUUUGAGGCCUUCUUGGGGGAGUGAACGGAGGUUUCUUGGUGGGUUCUUGGUGAUUUGGGUGGGGUUAGCGAUUAAUCGAGCAGAGAAGGUGAGAGAGAGAGAUAGUAGCAGAAAAGAAAGGCACCAUGAGUGCAGAGACUGCAGAGAGGUUCACUAUAGACUUCGAGGAGACGGAGCUGAGGCUGGGGCUGGGGAGGCCCGCGGGGGUUAGCAGCAACGGCGAGGGCGCGACGCGGAGCGGCGGGAAGCGGGUGUUCUUGGAGACCGUCGAUCUGAAGCUCAACCUCUCUUCGAAGGAAGACGGCGGGAGCGUCGAGAAGAUCAGGGCGUCGGCCCCCGCGGAGAAGAAGAUGAACAGCAGUGACGGUAAGGAGAAGAGCGUCGCUGCUGCUGCUGCUGCUGCGGCUCCUCCUCCUCCUUCAAGCUCCAGCGAGGUGGCAAAGCCCCCUGCCAAGGCGCAAGUGGUGGGUUGGCCACCCGUGCGAUCGUUCCGGAAGAACAUCAUGGCCGUCCAGAAGAGCGGCUCCGACGAGGCCGAGAAGGGUGGCAGCAGUGGCAACAGUGCCGCGACCAGCGGUGCGGCGUUCGUGAAAGUGAGCAUGGACGGUGCGCCGUAUCUGCGCAAGGUCGACCUUAAGCUGUACAAGAGCUAUCAGGACCUCUCUGAUGCCUUGGCCAAGAUGUUCAGCUCUUUCACCAUUGGUAACUGUGGGUCUGGAGGGAUGAAGGACUUCAUGAAUGAGAGCAAGUUGAUAGACCUCUUGAAUGGUUCUGACUAUGUCCCCACUUAUGAGGAUAAGGAUGGGGAUUGGAUGCUUGUGGGAGAUGUGCCUUGGGACAUGUUUGUCGAUUCGUGCAAGCGCCUGAGGAUCAUGAAAGGAUCCGAGGCGAUCGGACUUGCACCUAGAGCAGUAGAGAAGUGCAAGAACAGAAGCUGAAGGACCCCGGCUCCGACGUGUCUAGGUAUGGCAAAGUCCCCCUCGUGCUUGUGAUCGUCACCAAAACGGAGGAAAUCAGACCGGCUCGAGAGGGAUCGAGCGCGGAGUUUGGAUGCUUCUUUUUAUCAAUGCCUUUCUUUCUCUUUUUUUCCUACCCUUAUUCUCUUUUCUUUUCUUUUCCUCUUGAUCUCAAUUAAGUCUGAGAAGAAAGUACUGGAAAAAAAACCUGUUAGGGAAAAGGAAGAAAAAGGACCUGUGAAAUGGGUUAUAUGUUUAUAAGACAUGUUCAUGUGUAACCUCUUUGGUUUUUUUGGUUUCACUGUUGUAGCUGUACUGGUUGUUUUUGUUCCCUCCAUUUUGUAAUGCCAUGUAUUUUGUCCUAAAUGAUGAAAAAUUAUGAGUCUCUGUAUUGUACCUGCCUGUCCAUAUUAUUAUUAUAAUUAUUAUUA